AUGGUGAAGGUGAAGAAAUUGACGCAGAAGAUUGAGGUAGAUCCAAUGUCUUCUUCUACUUCGCCUUCGCAACCGCAACCGCAAGGAGCGAAGCUGAUUCCUCCUCAUGAUCUCCAUCUCAGUCUUGUCCUUGGUCCCCUCCCUGUCGGUGCUUGGGCUUUUAUCGACUUAACCGCUUCAAUCGUACUGCAAAUGCUUCCUUUCUCAACCGCUUUUGCCACUUUCACCAACGAGCUUAUUUGGCUAACCGCGAUUUCCUUCUUCUUCGCUCGUGGGUUCAUCAAAACGGAUCUUCACGAUAGAAUCUCUACUUAUUUUGUGAAAUGGCUUGGAAAAAGCACUUUUACUUUAUCUUGUGGUCUUGCGUUCUGCGAAACGCUUAUGGGUUUGAUUAUACCGUCUAAAAUGGCAAGGGCCGGUGGCGUUUUCUUGUCGGUCAUCAAAUCUCAAUCUCUCUUUGUCGGAAGUAAACUUGGUGACUCAUCUUCCAGAAAGUUAGGUGCUUUUCUAAUUCAAUCCCAAUUACAGAAGAAGAUUAGAGAGCAAAAAAAGAUUAAAGCUCGCACUGCUGAGAAACGAGCUCUAGCGCUUCACUAG
This is a messenger RNA of Arabis nemorensis, 597 nucleotides long. NCBI's taxonomy places the organism in Eukaryota, Viridiplantae, Streptophyta, Magnoliopsida, Brassicales, Brassicaceae. The record is from the annotation of a GenBank genome assembly.